Molecule: messenger RNA, 2717 nt
Organism: Chenopodium quinoa (quinoa)
Lineage: Eukaryota; Viridiplantae; Streptophyta; Magnoliopsida; Caryophyllales; Amaranthaceae
Product: serine/arginine repetitive matrix protein 1-like
Exons: 1
Coding region: 726-2267 (513 amino acids)
Source: RefSeq, a predicted model, not a curated record
GAACAUGUUUAUUACUAAAUACCAUUGAAGAAACCAAAAUUCCAAAAACACCUAAUAUAAAAGAGAGGAAGAACCCAAAUAUAGAUAAUUCCUACUGCAAUUAUUCAACUUAUACCUGCACAAUUAGACAGCCUAAUUACAGGCCUAAUUCAAUGGGUUCCUGAAUUUCCAAGAAAUGUUUGAGCAAGCGAAAAUAUAAAUAUAAAAACACAAUAAAAGACAUAAAAAAUUGAUACUUGUAAAUUGUAAUAUAGUAUUUCCAUUAAAGAUUAAUAUGGAUAAGGACCUGUCAACCCACCCUUCUCAAUCUUAACAGCUAAUAUUACCCAUUUAUUAAAAAUUGUACACCCCUAAAACUUUGCAUGCCUCCAAACAAGAGGUUGAAGAACAUUGAUACAUCCAAAUUAAAAUAACCUUCAUUAUUUCUCUAUCUUUCCUUUUCAAAAAUAAUAAAAAAAAAAAAGUUCAUAAAUUUUCAUGCAAAAUUUGUUCACUCAAUCCAUUAUUUAGUUUGAUAAAUCAAAGUAUAAUUGUUAAAAAUUAAAUACCAAAAAAAGAAAAAAAAAUCUUUUAAAAUCACCUAAAAUAGUACUGCAUGAUUGGCAAUAAUAUCCUUAUCCAACUAUUAUAAGCUCCUAAACAAAGGCAACAAUUUUCCCACACUUUAAUUUUCAAACCAAAAAAACACCUCUCAAAACCCCUAACAAACACCCCAAAAAAACCCAAUGGAAGAUGGUGACAUCCCACCACAUUGGCAACCAACAGCCACCUUAACACGGCGGAACCGACAUCGAUCAUCGUCUCCGAUAUUAAACUCAUCUCUACUCAUCAUUCUCCUACCAUCGAUCGCCCUCCUCUUCACUGUCUUCAUAAUUAUCCCUAGCAUACACAAAAUUCUACCAAUAACAAACAGCACCAAUACUCAAAAUCAAAAGGCUAUAUCAGUCAAGAAGAGUUGGGACUUCCUCAACAUAACCCUCGUCCUCUUUGCUAUCUUGUGCAGCAUUUUCGCCAAACGAAACGAUGAUUCGUCAGUCGCAACAACAGAACGUGAUGAAAAAGUCCAACAACAUCCCACACAAACCAGUAGUACUGGUAGUAGUAGUACUAGUACAACUGGUUCACUCCGAAGGAGUAAAACAAUGAUGCACAACUACAAUCAAUCAUCAUCAAGCGUACCACAAUGGUUCGAGUACUCGCAGCAGCAGAGGAUCACUACCUCUCCUACAAACACUCCUCAACCGGGUACCGGUACCUCCCGGUUACGCCGGACAGUUAGCUCUGAUCCAUACAUGAAGUAUAACAACAAUAACACUAUCAAUCAUAAUACCGGGAACAGCCAGUUCCGGUUUUUCGACGAUCUCGACAUCAGUAGAUUUUAUCCAAAAGAUGAAGAGUAUAAACCUCCUGAGACUACAACGCCACCGGUGGAACUCGAAAAAACUCCGGUAAAGGAUAUCGAAGUUGAUACAUCUGAACAACAAAACAGCGGAAAAUUACAAUCACCGACAUUUUCUCCGCCGCAAAAUCCGCCGCGGAAUCCUCCAGCCCCGUCACCUCCUCCACCUCCGCCGCCGCCUCCGGCAAAGCAGAGGCGAAAAUUCCAGACAAUUCCUCGAAGAGAGCAAGUUCCGCCAUCUCCGCCACCACCUCCUCCGCCGCCGCCUCUGCCACGUGGACGGGAGGAGAAGAGGAGAAGUUCGCGAAAGCGAAUGAACGCAACGAAGGAGAUCGCAACGGCAAUUGUGCAUCUCUACAGUGAACGCAAGCGAAAACGACGACAAAGAUCGCAGAAAUCAAGCAGAAAUUUCGAAGAUUCAUCGGAAAAUCGAUCACAAUUCUUUCCCCCGCCGUCGCCGCCGCCUUCUCCGCCGCCAUUACCGCCGCAUCCGUCAUCUGCUCUCAAAAGCUGGUUCAAAAAAGGGAGCAAAACAAAGAAGAUUCACUCGUUUUCCUCCAUACCUAAACCUCCACCACCGCCGACACGGCAAAAACUGGUGAACUCCGCCGGGAAACCGCCAUUACCAGUGACGAGAGAGACCAGAAUACCGUAUAAGGCACGGCGGGAGAUCGACGGUCGAGAUGAAGCGAUGAGUGAGAUAAACGGUGAAGAUGGAGAGAGAGCGAGUUCGGUGACGUGUCCGAGUCCAGAUUUGAAUGUGAAGGCUGACUCGUUCAUUGCAAGGCAUCAUGAUGGGUGGAGGCUUGAGAAGCUUAAUUCUUGGAGAGAGAAACUCAACAAGGCUGGUAAUGGGCCCACUUUUUAAGGGCCCACUUUUAUUUUUUGCCCCAAUAUUAAUCCCACGCUUCACGCUCACUUGUCACUACUACUAUUUCUCCACCAACUUGGUGCUUAAUUAUUUCUAUUGCUAUUAUUAGGUGGAAACUAAAAAGGGUGUGUUACAUAUGGUAUGGAUUUGGAUUUGGAUUGUUGAAUUAUUAGUUAGUAUAUAAGGUUGAAGUUAGGGUCUAAUUUUGGCCGGUUUUAUUGUACCCGAAAUUAGAGUCUUGAUGUCCAUAAAAGGUUUUAUAUAUUGUAGUUUACUGUAAGAUAGAAUUGAUCAUGGGUGAGGUCGACUUAUGAUUUAAAUGUAUUAUAUAUCUAGGUUGAAUCAAGAUGGGAUUCGACUUGAUGAGCUAUAUAUUUCACGGAUAUCUGUGAAAGGUUAUAGAAUGCAAGGCAAUAACAAGAAGGGUGAUAUGAGGUCAUUUUCUCA